ACUUGUUGCAAGCCGUGUAGCACCGUCGCUGAGCUGUCAAAUAUUGCGCACGCCUUCACUUCGUAAGCAGACAAAUCCAUAACAAGCCGGAGGAGGAUCAACCUGCUUCCGGUUCAUUUCAAACAUUAUUUUUCCCUUCCGCAAUCGGAAGUCUAUUUUUAAAACCAUGAUCAUCUUGUCACAUGGCUUUGGAGAAUUCAAUAACAACAAAAAAAUGGCGACACUCACGUUGCUCCGUGUGGUCUUGCUGCGUCAUUAAAAAUAUUCAUGUAAACACGGGACACUGAAGGGGUGGAAAGCAGUGCAGAGGGGUUGGACUGAGGAGGAGGAGGAGGAGGAGGAGAGGAGGAGGAGGAGGAAGACGAGGAGGAGCCGCCACGCAAACAGACACCACCCGCUGGGGCGGAGCCUGCGAGGAGACUCAUAACAAGUCUGACGUCACUCGCCCUUCGGAAUCGUUUUUGAAUGUCACAUCAUUGGCUGAUGGAGUUGAGCAGGCUACUCUGUGGAAAAAUGAAGCGAUCCAACAGGAGGACCCAACUCCCCUCUUCUCCGUCUUCCUCUUGGGGCUUGGAGAUCCACUUUUAUUUACCAGAUGUACAUCAGCUGGAGUUCUUCAAAGGUUGCUACACUUCAGAGGAUCUCUGUGUGGAGGCUGCCAAGAAAUGCUCAAUUUCUCCUUUGUGCCAUAACCUCUUUGGCCUGUACAAUGAGGUGACUGGCAUGUGGUGCCCACCCAACUAUGAGUUCAAGAUCACAGAUGAGACCAGUAUUAAGUUACAUUACCGCAUGAGGUUUUAUUUCAGGAAUUGGCAUGGCACCAAUGAAGGGGAGUCUCCAGUUUGGAGGCAUUGCAUCAGUAAAAUUAAAGGAGGCCUGAGCCAGCAGAAAACACCCGAAGGAACACCACUCUUGGACGCCGCCUCGCUAGACUACCUUUUUUAUCAGGGUCAGCACGAUUUUCACACGGGUUUGGUACCCCUUCGAACAUGCCUGUCUGAGGCAGAGCAGCAUGAGAUUGAAAAUGAGUGCCUGGGAAUGGCUGUACUAGCCAUUACCCACUAUGCCAUGAGCACUGGUGUACCCCUGUCCACUGCUUCUCAAGAACUCAACUUUAAGAAUUUCAUUCCAGAGGCGCUGAACGCCAACAUAAAGCAGCGUAACAUUUUGACCCGCAUCCGCAUCAACAAUGUCUUCAAGAAAUUCCUCAGUGAGUUCAACCACCGAACCGUCAAGGUCAGCGACAUCACUCUGUAUGACUUGAAGAUAAAGUAUCUGGCCACUCUGGAGGGGCUGACCAAUGCUCUGGGCUGUGAGUUAAUGGAGCCAAUUUCCCUCAGUGUAACACAAGAUGGAGACGUCAUGAAUGGAGGACAUUCUGGUUACUACAACCAGAUCCAAGGACAGAGCCAAAAACAGAGCAUGGACACUUGGCAUGAUGUGCAAGUAUGUGUGUCUGGUACAACAGGCAUUUCCUGGAGGAAGAAGCCACCCACAAUCCUGGUGAUUUCUAAAGAGAAAGGCCGUUCAAAGAAGAACAGGAUAAAUGGAAAUCAGAGAAAAAAGGAAGCUGAUGAUGGCUGGAAGAGAUUCUGCGACUUCCACGAGAUCAUGCACGUUGCCAUUAAAGAGGCCACAGUCACAAUUCACAGACAGGAUCACAAGAAAAUGGAGCUACGUAUGGCAUCUUGGACUGAGGCUCUAUCCUUUACAGCCCUUGUGGAUGGAUACUUCAGACUAACAGUGGAUGCCCACCACUACCUGUGCAAGGAGGUGGCUCCUUCUUCAGUGGUGCACAACAUCAAGAAUGGCUGCCAUGGCCCUAUUUGUACGGAGUAUGCUAUCCAAAAAUUGCGUCAGGAGGGUAAUGAGGAGGGUAUGUACAUUCUACGCUGGAGCUGCACUGACUACCAGUACAUCAUCAUCACUGUGGUGUGCAAUGAGCUUGACUUGAAGGAAUCGCGCCCUGUGCGCCAGUAUAAAAACUUCCAGAUUGAAGUGACUCCGGAGGAGUUCUGCCUUUAUGGCACAGAAACUGCAAGGCCGACUCUGAGAGCGCUAUUGGAGCACCUGCAGGGCCAGAGUCUUCGCUCUGACAAUCUCCACUUCCGCCUACUGCGCUGCUGCCCUCCUCAACCUCGAGAAAUCUCCAAUUUGUUGGUGGUCACGAAUGACAGAGCGGCAAUAACACAGACACCGAUGCAGGACUGCCAGGUCAUUAUUCAUCGCAUACACAAGGAAGAAAUUGAGCAGGAGGAGCAUCUUGGUCUUGGCACAAGAACAAACAUCUUCUCUGGAACGCUGAGGGUAAAAAGCGAUACAGAUGCGGGUUACGGAUCCUUUCAAGAGUUUAAGGUGGUGCUCAAAGUCCUCGGUUCAGUACACAGAGACAUAUCCCUGGCCUUCUUUGAAACGGCAAGUAUGAUGCGGCAAGUUUCCCACAAGCACAUUGUGCUGCUGUACGGCGUUUGUGUGCGCCAUCUGGAGAAUAUAAUUGUGGAAGAGUUUGUGGAGCAAGGACCACUAGAUUUGUUCAUGAGGAGACAACAAAACCCACUUAGCACAGUUUGGAAAUUCCAGGUGGCCAAACAGCUGGCCUCAGCUCUCAGCUAUUUGGAGGACAAAAAAUUGGUCCAUGGCUUUGUGUGUGCGAAGAACAUUUUGUUGGCUCGAGAUGGCCUAGACGCUGAUCAAGGAGGACCCUUUAUCAAGCUCAGUGACCCAGGAAUACCAAUCACUGUGCUCACCAGAGAAGAGUGUGUCCAUCGUAUACCCUGGAUUGCACCUGAGUGUGUGAAGAAUGUGUCUUCCCUGAGUAUUGCAGCUGAUAAGUGGGGCUUUGGCACAACCCUAUGGGAAAUUUGCUAUGAUGGAGAGGAGCCUCUUAAAGAAAAGAAGCUCACUGAGAAGGAAAGGUUUUAUGAAACCGAAUGCCAGCUUGCCACCCCUGAGUACAGAGAGUUAGCUGAACUGAUGAUCCACUGCAUGAACUAUGACCCAAAGAAGAGACCUUUCUUCAGGGCUGUUGUCAGAGACAUUGACAAACUGGAAGAAAAAAAUCCAUCCAUCAAACCACAGCCUGCACCUGAAGUGGAUCCAACUGUGUUUGAAAAGAGAUUCUUGAAGAAUAUCAGGGAUCUGGGACAGGGACACUUUGGAACGGUGGAGCUAUGUCUCUAUGAUCCUAGGGGAGACCGAACUGGUGAAUUAGUGGCAGUGAAGUCUUUAAAGCCCGAAAACGGACAGGAGAAAGGCAACAAUCUCUCGAGUGAAAUUAAUAUACUGAAGGCCCUCUACCAUGAAAACAUUGUCAAGUACAAGGGAAUUUGCUUGGAGGAAGGUGGUCGGGCCACCAAGUUGAUAAUGGAGUUUCUUCCUCUGGGCAGUUUGAAAGAUUACCUGCCUGGCAACAAAAGCAAGAUCAGUCUCAGCACCCUGCUCACCUACUCCACUCAAAUAUGCCAAGGAAUGGAGUACCUGGGAUCUCGAAAUUACAUCCAUCGUGACCUGGCUGCCCGAAACGUACUGGUGGAGAACGAGCAGACAGUGAAGAUUGGAGAUUUUGGCCUGACCAAAAGCAUUAAGGACAAUGAAGUCUAUUACACAGUCAAGGAUGACAGUGAGAGCCCUAUUUACUGGUACGCUCCGGAAUGCCUGACUCACUGUAAGUUCUACCUUGCAUCGGAUGUUUGGUCUUUUGGGGUGACCAUGUAUGAGCUCAUCACCUACUGUGACACCAGCAAGACCCCUCCGCAGCUGUUCUCCAAAAUGCUUGAUCCAGCUCAGGGUCAGAUGGUCCUUGUUCGUCUGGUGGGUGUGCUGGAGGAGGGGAAGAGGUUACCACAACCUGAUGGCUGCCCUGAACCUGUGUAUGAGGUGAUGUGCAAGUGCUGGGAGCACGCCCCCGAGAAGAGAAUCACCUUCAAGCAGCUCAUCGACGAGCUGAGCAACAUGCAGCAGCAGCUUGGCUCUCCUGAAUGAACAGUCAGCUUGGCUCAACGCCUCCCUCACACGCUCGCUCACUCGCUCGUCCGUCCUCUGGACUCACCGCCAGUCUCCGCCCCGCCAGGCUCCGCCCCGCCAGGCUCCGCCCCGCCAGGCUCCGCCCCGCCAGGCUCCGCCCCGCCACGCGCUACUAACCUGUAGGAUCUCACUUCCGCUAGGCACGCUCUUCUCCAAUGUUUGCCAAUCCGAUAAUCGGCAACGUCUUCACGAUCCCAGCUCGCCGUCUGACCCCAAAGACGCCGUUUUGGGCAGUUGGAUGUUUGUUCCUAUUUGUAUUUAACUCCAAGCGUCGCUCUUCUCUCAAUGAAGCCUCCUGAGCCAUGGGAUCAUGUGACACUUUAGGUGAAGAUUGGGCCAGAAAAUCACCACUGAGUCAUCCUCUUCAGGAUUACGCACACCCGACCUGAGCUGAGGAUCUCGUCGUUGUCCGAAAUUGAUAGCUCUUUCAUCCUGUUUGCUCUUGAGUGGCACGUCCACGGGCUGCACUUCUUGUAUGUAUAUUCUCCUUUGCUAGCUUGAAAUUUUAGGUCUGAUGACAAAUGACUAAAAGUUAUUUUUUCAAAAAAAAAAAAAAAAAAAAAAAAGAAACAAAACAAAAGUUGCAGGACUGACGAGUCUCACGUUACUUGUUAGUUCAUGUGGCAUUCUCAGUUGCAAUGUGUUUGAAACAUUUAUAUCAGCAAUUGUGUUUUCAUUUUAAUGUGUACAUGAAAGGCUUUGUGCAAGACUUUUAUCGGAUCAACGUGACGCAGACGAAAAGGACACACUUGAGUCCACACUUUAAUUAGGAAUAAAAAGACAAUUCCCUUGGGGGGGGAAAAAAAUAAAACAAGUUUGACUCAUGGAAGGUAAAAUGUCCACAGUUACACAAUUGAAAAAUAAAUAAAACCACUGUCUUCUUUGUCUUUCCAAAUGUAAUAUUAACUUGUGAAGAUAUACACGAUGUGUGUGUAUGUAUAUGUACUGUAUGUAACCAGUGGAGGAUUCCCUGGAAAUACUGCAUUCACAGUCAAAACAUUCAGUGAUAUAAAGUAUAGCAACUUCUACAAUCAAUAUAUCUGAUCCCAAAUAAA
Molecule: messenger RNA, 5078 nt
Organism: Syngnathoides biaculeatus (alligator pipefish)
Lineage: Eukaryota; Metazoa; Chordata; Actinopteri; Syngnathiformes; Syngnathidae
Gene: jak1
Product: Janus kinase 1
Exons: 26
Coding region: 466-3981 (1171 amino acids)
Biological process (GO): cytokine-mediated signaling pathway; hemopoiesis; intracellular signal transduction
Cellular component (GO): membrane; cytoskeleton; cytosol
Molecular function (GO): ATP binding; cytokine receptor binding; non-membrane spanning protein tyrosine kinase activity
Source: RefSeq, a predicted model, not a curated record